AUGAACCACUUUCCCGGAACUUGGGGUCGGCCCAGAGAUGAUGUCUAUGGACCAUAUGACUCUUCCUACUUGCGGACUACAGGACCAAAGGCACACACUCAGUCGCCAGCUGUGACUGGAACAUCGGUGAUCGCUGUAAAGUUUAACGGAGGAGUUGCGAUUGCUGCUGAUAACUUGGCAUCGUACGGAUCCCUCGCACGUUUCACGGACGUCAAGCGUCUUAGAGUAUUCGGUGAUGCCGCUGUCGUCGGAUUCAGCGGCGACGUGUCAGACAUGCAGUACAUCGAUCGUCUUCUUGAGUCUAUGGAUAUCCGAGAAAACUAUUCAGCACAUGGCAACCAGCUCAACGCCAAGAAUCUCCACACCUAUCUCUCCAAAGUCCUCUAUAAGCGCCGAUCCGAGUUCAACCCGCUCUGGAACCACAUCUUGGUCGCUGGAUUCGAUGGAGAGAAGAAGCCCUUCUUGAGCUCCGCCGACUUGCUGGGAACUACCUUCUCUGCCCCUCACCUCGCGACUGGCUUUGGUGCUCAUCUGGCCAUCCCAAUUCUCCGUCGACUGUUCCCGGAAGAGCGUCCCAUUGCAGAGAUCACCAAAGAGGAGGCUGUAUCUGCUCUUAAAGACUGCCUCAAGGUUCUCUGGUAUCGCGAUGCACGAAGUCUCGACAAAUACUCGCUGGCUGUGAUUACGCAGGAAGGGAUUGAGGUAUUGGAAGACCAGCAGAUCGAAUCCCAGAGCUGGGCAUUUGCCGAGACCAUCAGAGGAUACGGUGCCCAGACUGUCUAG
This is a messenger RNA of Aspergillus calidoustus, 783 nucleotides long. NCBI's taxonomy places the organism in Eukaryota, Fungi, Ascomycota, Eurotiomycetes, Eurotiales, Aspergillaceae. The record is from the annotation of a GenBank genome assembly.